Messenger RNA from Dermacentor albipictus, 1339 nucleotides. RefSeq lists its product as uncharacterized. Lineage: Eukaryota; Metazoa; Arthropoda; Arachnida; Ixodida; Ixodidae. The record is from RefSeq and is a predicted model, not a curated record.
GCGUCUUUGCAGGCCUUGUUUCGAUACCCGGCUAACCCGGCCACAGUGGCGGGAGCUUACGAAGCGAUUUCUUAUCGCCAGCUGUCUGCGAUGGCGCGCCUGGUAAAGUGUAUAAAUUUAGCUCGCCGGUCUCAAAAUGCUCCUUUUGCGAAGUUUUCGUCGUCCUUGCACGUCGCUUCUUUGUCACCGUUCGGUAAAAUUUGCAGCCCGCUGCACCGCUGCGGCAGUUUUCUCGGUUUUGUCGUUUCCUUCGGCGUGCGGCCAGUGCGAAGUCUUUUUCUGUCUUUGCACGCUUCGCGCUCUUCUUUUGAAGCGCUUAGCGCUUCAUUUCAAGAUGAGCUUGCGGCAUGUGAAGAAACGAUGCUCCGUGGUACACUGCGACAGCGUGGAUAGUACCAUUGGUGUCACGCUACAUCGAUUCCCGCUGGACUUUCACAGGUGCCGAGCGUGGGCGCAGUUCUGCCGCAACGUCAGCCUGGAGAAGGCGCCGUCGCAGCUACGAGAACUCAGGAUUUGCUCGAGGCACUUCGAACCAUCUGUGUAUCUGCCGUCAGGAAGGCUGCGACAUGAUGCUUUGCCUACUCGAGCAAGCAUUGCCGACACCUCAAGCGAAUGCAGCAGCGACAUGGACUGUUCACAAUCUCUGAGCGAAACUUUGGCAUCAGUGCGCCGGGCUGAAGAACCAGCUGCUGUCUCCGGUGAACCUGUUUCCAAGGGGUACGUCCACAGUCGGCCGUCCCAGUCGCUGCUACUCUUCCAAGAAGAUGCAGAUGGUGCCAGCCCUACUGGUUAUACGCUGAACCAAGCUUGUUCCCACGCCAGUGGCUUCAUAAUGGUUAAGUCUGACCACACAUAUGCAGGACCAAGCACUGAAGCAAGCGCUUCAUCUCUGGAACCUGGCACGGCAGGGGUGGCCGCAACACUGUCAGCGAGUGCUGAUCUGUCACCAGGAGCUCCGUUCAGCAGUUCGCCUCUUUCUUAUGAAGGCUGGAUCCCCCAACACCGGAGCCGAAAGAAAUUGUUCGCUCCGGAGACAGCGAAGAUUGUGCCUAGGAGGAACGAUGAAGCUCAUAGGUGCAGAAAUGCGCCGACGAGAUCGCGAAUAAAAAAACAACACAUCACGAAAAUGAACAAGAGGGCUGACCAGCAUAUUUGGAAAUCGUUCGUUCAACCCAGUGAUUCGCAAGCUCUUCUAUAGCCAGACCCUGCUUUAGGGUGCGGCGUGUGUUGAGUGGUUCGUCAGUGUUCAAAACUACAAUUAAAAAUGAACGCAAAGAUUGCCCUCCGAUUUCUAGUCACUUGCACGUUGCAUAAAUACCACGCAGAAGCCAGUGCUCCA